AUGAAUGAAGCUGGAGAGGGCACCACCACAGAGAUGGCCACCUCAGUCUCUCCCCAAGCCGCGCAGGAACAACUCAUAUCGUUGGGAAGCGGAGAUCCUCCAGGGGCUCUAGUGGCAGGCACCCUGAGCGGGGACCCGAUCACGAAGGCCGCUGUAGCAGGGGGCACCAAGGGAAAGGCUCCCAAGAAGGUCAUCGCCAAGAGGGUGCGAGGCUCCGUCAAAUGGUUUAAUGUGAAGAAUGGGUACGGCUUCAUCAGCAGGCAUGAUACUCAGGAAGAUGUGUUCGUUCACCAGACCGCUAUCACCCGGAACAAUCCUCACAAGUACCAACGCAGUGUGGGCGAUGGAGAGACGGUUGAGUUCGAUGUGGUGCAAGGUGAGCGGGGCACCGAGGCUGCUAACGUUACUGGACCGGAGGGUGCUCCAGUCGAGGGCAGCCGCUAUGCCGCUAACCGUCCCCGCUUCCGCCCAGGCUGCUACAUUCACCACCGUGAGCCACCACCAGGAAGAUCCCGGGACGCCAAGGACCAUCUGGAUGAAGGUGAGGACAGCUGCGCGGGCUUCACCGCAUGCUUCACGGUAGCCCAGGCUCCGCGGCGCUACCUUCCCAGUCGACCUCAAGAUCAACCACUGUGGCGCUUCCCACCGGUCCGCAGGCCCCAGGUCCUGGCGCUCCGCCCAUCGCUCAUCCCUCACCCCCAUGGCCCAUGGGCCCCUCGCCUGGCCUGGUCCGUGCCAGCCUCAAAGCCUGAGGUUGCACCGAGGCGGGGGCUGGGCCCCAGCUACUUGCUGAGUCGCCCGAGGGGCAGGGGCAUACCUCAGGAGCCAGCACCCUCACCAGCCAACUCUGAGGAGCUGGAGGCAGAAAACAAGGAGGGCACUCGCAAAGCAGGCAGCCCUCAGCAGAGACCCCCACCGCGCUAUGGAUCCCGCCGUCCCAACAACCCGGGCCACAGUCCCCAGAAGGUACAAGACACUGAGAGCCAAGACCUUCAGGAGAAAGAGGAUAAGACCACUGGGAAGGGCCCAGUUGAAAGUCCCAUUUGUGCCGUUGUGCCCGAGAAGAGCGGCGCUGCUGAGAAGGAGGACCCUGACGUCCCAGAUACCCCCUCGGCAGCCCAGGCCCAGUAG
Messenger RNA from Sciurus carolinensis (gray squirrel), 1131 nucleotides. RefSeq names its product Y-box-binding protein 3-like. NCBI's taxonomy places the organism in Eukaryota, Metazoa, Chordata, Mammalia, Rodentia, Sciuridae. Gene Ontology annotation, cellular component: nucleus. Gene Ontology annotation, biological process: regulation of gene expression. The record is from RefSeq and is a predicted model, not a curated record. The coding region runs from base 1 to 1131 and encodes 376 amino acids. Gene Ontology annotation, molecular function: nucleic acid binding. The transcript has a single exon.